This is a messenger RNA of Alosa sapidissima (American shad), 2566 nucleotides long. RefSeq lists its product as uncharacterized. The transcript has 3 exons. Bases 126 to 2399 code for a protein of 757 amino acids. Lineage: Eukaryota; Metazoa; Chordata; Actinopteri; Clupeiformes; Clupeidae. The record is from RefSeq and is a predicted model, not a curated record.
UCAAAGUACAAAACGGAGUGUCAUACAGUACAACACAGAGAACGUAAUAUUGCAGUCAUUUCUGUAAACAAACAAGGAUAUUAACAUUUAAAUAUGAAUAACUGUAGAAAUGUCAUUAAGCUAAGAUGCCCUUAUCUGUUAAAGAGAGAUCAGCUAGGUACAGACAGAAAUUGAAGGGAAAUCCUGUUCUCAGGGAGGAAAAACUAGCAAAGAGAAAAGAAAGCUAUCAUAGAAGAAAACAAGCUCUCAAUGGCAGAAAUCCAGAUCACCCUUCAAUUAAAGAUGUUUCUGCAGCUGAUGCUGAAAAAAGAAGAGAACAUUGGAGAGAAACUCAGAAGAAGUUCAGAAAGAAACAAAAGCAAGCAAAAGCGGUGCUUGACCUCACCCCAGAUUCAUUUGAAGCACCACCUGAAAACAUUGUUAAUAUACCGGAGCCUGAACCAAUACCACUACAAGAGGUGGAACAAAGGCCUCUGUCCCCUACACAUGUGGUGAAUGCUCCUCUGGCUUCUUCCACUCCAGAAAGACUACCAAUGCGCUUUAAAAAACUCAAAAAGCAGAAGAGAGAUCUGAAUAAACAACUUGCUGCUCUUCAAAAACAACUGUCACAAACAAAACAAAGGUGCAACACAUUAAAUAAGCUUUUGAAAAGGUCAAAAAAGACUAGAAAAGCAAAAGAAAAAGUAGCUAGGAGUGAGAUGGUGUUGAAGGCUAAACAAAGGAAAGAGAGCGUGAUCUCAUUCCUCUGUAGAGAUGAGAACAGUCGCCUUCUGCCUGGAAAAAAAGACACAAUAACCAAAAACAAGGUAAGAACACAGAGGCGUGUCCUUACUAAAACAAUGAAAGAGCUCCAUGCGCUUUACAUCUCGGAGGUGGACACAAAACUCUGUGUGUCUUACAGACAAUUUUUACGUCUGCGGCCAUUCUACGUCACUGAGCCUAAGACUAGUGAUCGAAACACUUGUGCCUGUAUCGACCACGAAAAUGUGGCACUUCUUCUGGAUAAAUUCUAUCAAAAUGGCCUUUUGAAAACAAAAAGCACAUCCGAGAUGCUAUCUGCAAUUGUGUGUGACACACACAAAAAACAAUGCAUGUACCGUCUUUGCUCCAAAUGCUGUUAUAAUGAAAUCGAAAUGACCCUACCUGAAGAUCGAAGAGAAAUUCAGUGGCAGCAGUGGGAAAGAGAAAAGACUGUAGAAGACGACCGCACAUUCACACACUUCAUAAAGAAAACACACACUGGAACAUGGACUGAACUCCUGCUACUUCUGAACAGAAAACUUGAUGCUCUCGCAAAACACCAGUACAUCUGGUUACACCAAGUAGCGCAGUGCAGGACUUUAAAGGAGACACUUUUUGAAAAUGAGGCUGUAGUCCAUAUGGAUUUUUCUGAAAAUUAUGGCUGCAAACUCAGCACUGAAGUGCAAUCGUUCCAUUUUGGAGGAAGCAGACAACAAGCCACCAUCCACACAAGUGUGGUUUAUACCAAAGAGGAGACCCAGUCCUACGCCACAAUUUCAAAGAGUCUGCGGCAUGAUGAGCGGGCAGUCUGGGCCCAUCUGCAACCUGUUUUGGAAGAUUUGAAGAAGAGAAAUCCAUUGGUGUCUGUGGUACACUUCAUGAGUGACGGGCCUUUAACCCAAUACAGAAAUAAGAAGAAUUUCUAUUUGAUCAGCACAGUUCCCUUUCUCCUUGGGUUUCAGGAAGUUACCUGGAAUUUUUCUGAAAAAAAUCAUGGAAAAGGUGCACCCGAUGGUGUGGGUGGUGCGGUCAAAAGGUGUGCUGACAACGUUGUAAGAAUGGGUGGAGACAUACAGUGCCCAGAAGAUCUAUACAAAGUGUUGCGAGACAAGGAGUCUACAAUCAAAUUCUUCUGGAUUGCUGACAGUGAUGUGGCCAAGUAUGAUGAAGCGGUCCCUGAGAAGUUGCCUCCUGUUAAAGGCACACUGAAAGUUCAUCAGAUCACCACAAAGGUACCUGGGAAAUUUUGGCACCGAGAAGUAUCAUGUUUCUGCUCCCGCACCAACACCACAUGUGUGUGUGAUUCACCAACAGAGAUUAAUUUUAACAGAGAAGUAGAGGUCAGCCCACAAGCUGAAGCAGUCUCUGCCCCUGCCCCGGCAACUGCUGAAAAUUUAAAUGGCAAAUUUGUUAUUGUGCAGUACGAGGACCUGCCAUUCGUUGGGCAGGUACUGCUGUCUGUAGGAGAUGAGGUACAAAUUAGCUGCAUGCUACAAAAGGGAAACAGAAAUAACUUUGUGUGGCCAAGUCCACCAGAUGAAAUUUACUACUUCAAGACAGACGUCAAAUUUGUUAUCGCAGAACCUGAGCCAUCUUCAAAUAGAGCCUCAAGGUUAGCAGAAAAGGACUGGGAAACAUUUGUUCAGUUCAUGAACUGAAAUGUUAUAAACCUUAGACACCCAUUAGAAAUGCUAUCUCUACACAGUACUGAAUUUCUGUUCUGAUGAAUUAAGAGUUAAAGCCCAAGGCUGUUUUGAUAUUAAAAAGCUGUUUUUAACUAGUUAAACACUAACAUAUUUUUAAAUGUUUGAAAUACUGAAAGUUA